Soboliphyme baturini is the source of this 748-nucleotide messenger RNA. The record is from the annotation of a GenBank genome assembly. Lineage: Eukaryota; Metazoa; Nematoda; Enoplea; Dioctophymatida; Soboliphymatidae.
CAUGUCAGAUAAUGAUCCACAUACAUCAGUCUAUUCAUGAACAGUUACCUGAUUUGAUUGUUGUAUGCCAUUGGUUUAGGUGCAUUCUUACGAUGAAUAUCUGCUGCCAAAAUCGAGCUUAUCUGACUACGUGUAUUUGCAUGAUUGUGUAAAGUUUGGCAAGGAUGCCGAAUUCCGGCUUGCUGGUAUUCCAACGCAGUUAAGUCCCGAUCUUGGUCCGGUGGUCGAAAGCUGUUUUACUUCCUGCCUAUCUGUGCGACAGAGUUUGGAAGUAGUUUUACAGACGAUUUACAACGAGAUCGAAAAGUUGUUUGAAAAUUUUAAGCUGAGAGUUCGACUGCGCUGCGACGCCUGCGUACAGAGCAUCAAGGCUUUAUCUGCGUUGCUUGACCGUAUCGAAAGUGAGCGGCUCAACUGGGCGGUGAAGUCCUUGGUAGCUUUCUGUGCUGAAAUUGACCCCGUUUACUGCAGAAGAGACAAAAAGAGCAGCACCAAAAUGUCGUUUUUCGCUUUCAGUGCCGAAACAGCGUACAAGAAUCUGAAGCGUGUAGCCACCGACGUGCUGUCCGCUGUCCAUCACCUGACACAAGUGUUCUGUGAAACGUCGUGUGUCGGCGUAUCUGUGGCUCCACUGGACAACCAACCGUUGCCGGUCAGCGUUGUCCGGGACGUCCACACGGUCGAGCAGCCAAUCGUCUUAAAAAUAGAGACGCUGCACAACCUUCCUUUUGCCUGGUCAACUACGUAA